AUGAACGUUAGUAAAAGGGUGCUUGAAGAGAUUCAGAACACCACAAAUGUGGAUUCUACUCCCAGAAAACGAAGACUGUCGCUAGGAUUCGAUAUGGUAAGUGGCAUAGGCGAGUCUCCUAAAGCUAAAUCAAUAAAAUCGCCCUCUUCACCAGUUUCUAUGAUCUCGUCAAAAAUACCUCCACCACCAGCACACCCUUCUACUUCAAUGAACGAAAUAUCAGAACAAAAUUCAAAGAAGGUGACUGGAAUCCCGAGGUCUAGGCUGUCGGUGAACUCGGGUGAAGUUGAUUUACUGCACGUAAAACGACUUGCAAAGUACAAUAAAAGCUUAGUGCCUGAAUCCUCUGUCCCACAUUCACCUUCAUCUCCAUUUCCUUCAUUCCAAUCUGAUUCUCUUAGAUCUAGAAUGACUAAACUUGAAUCAACAUAUACAAAUGAUAUUACUUCACUUCAAGAAACUUCUAAAGUACUUGCCAAUCAAAUAAGCUCUUCCAUGGAAACCUCCCAAUCUCUCCAAACUGACUUAUUAGAAUUGAAACGAGAAAUGAAGAAACUCAGUAAGCAAAUAUCCACAACUCAGCUAUCAAUCGUUUCCAAAAAUAAGGAAUUUGAAAUCUUGGAAGAUCAGAUCAUGAAAAAUGUACACCAUAAAGAGAAACUUGUAAAUAUUCAAAUUGAGCAACUUCUGAACAAUUUAAGAGAUUCUUUAGAAGAAUUGGAAUUUCAAAUGCAAGAAGAGAAAAAGGUUGCUAGAAACUUUAAGGAACAGGGCACCGUAGAACAAAUUCAAAGACUAAAUCGGGAUUGUGAAGCACUACAAAUACAAUUGGAUGAAACUGCCAAGAGGAAGCAGCAAGUGAUCAAGCAAGAGCUUGGAGAAUUAGACCGUAAAUUGGAUAAUUUUCUUAAGGAGAAAACUGCAAAAUCGAAAGAGUUGGGCGAGAAAUACGACUCAAAUCAGAAAAUAUUGGAAGAAGAGGUACUUGCAAAGCAUAAAAACCUAGAACAACAGGUUAAGGAAAAGGAAACGGAAUUGACUAGAAUUAAGGAAAGUAGGUCAAAUAUCGAAACAAAAAUAGAAAACUAUUCGUCGAUUAAGCAACUCUUAAAUUCCAAAAAGGAUCAAGUAAUGCAUACGUUGUCGACCGUAUUGAAUAAAAGAGAAGAAUGGGAAAGCAAAAUGAACCGAGUGAGAAAAUCUCAUGGCGAGUCAUUAGACAGGUAUUUAAAUCAGGAGAAUAACAAGAGAAAAUUGGAGAAUUCAAUUUGGGAUUACGAAGGAAAGCUAAGAGUUUUCGUAAGUGAAAGCGAUGAUAAACAUAACAGUUUGUUGAAUUCUUUUUCAUUUAAUAAAGUAUUUAAAUCAGAUCAAAAUCUGUUGAUCAUUGAUUAUGUCACAUCAGUUGUUGAUUGUAUCUUGCUUGGUAAUGACUGUUCUGUGAUAAUUUCCGGUGCUGGGCAACCCAACGCUCUCGAAAAUACAAUAAAGCAAAACUAUAAUGCAAUCAAGAAGAAAUCUGAAGCAAUUUUAGGAUGGAGUUUCAAUUUUCAAUUGAGCGAAAAUAUGUCCUAUUCUGACAGCCAUUCACUUCCAUGCCAUACAGAUUCAAUUGAACAAUUGCUACAGUCGUCGAGCUCCAAUUGUUAUACACUACUAGUUAACGCUCAUGACUCGUCUGGCGCUACAUUUAAAGCUGCUGUUUUUUACCUUGAUAUAACUUCACUUCCAUACCUUCGUCAGUGCAACAUCCUUCGGGAGCCUCUUCUUCCAUCUUUUCAAGGAAAUAAUUCAGUCCCAAGUUCUACUUUACCUCAGACAAAGCUAGUCAGCUUUAUGUACAAGAAAACAAAGUUCUUAAAUAUCUCUUCAAUGCCAGAAGAGGAAGAAAAUGUCAAGCAAAUAGUGGAAGUGUGCGAUAUGUUGAACAACACCGAUUCCUCUUACAAGGUUAGCAAUUGUCUUGCACUGACAUAG
Molecule: messenger RNA, 1977 nt
Organism: Dujonia railenensis
Lineage: Eukaryota; Fungi; Ascomycota; Pichiomycetes; Serinales; Debaryomycetaceae
Source: the annotation of a GenBank genome assembly